GAAAGAGGGAGAGAGGAUCAUUUUCGACUCAACUUAGCAGCCAAAAACAGCAAAAAUGGGUGAGCAGCCCAUCUUCAGUACGCGGGCCCACGUCUUCCAGAUCGACCCGAACACGAAGAAGAACUGGGUUCCCACGAGUAAACACGCUGUCACCGUCUCCUACUUCUACGACAGCACCAGGAAUGUAUAUCGAAUCAUCAGUCUGGAUGGAUCCAAGGCCAUUAUCAACAGCACCAUCACCCCCAACAUGUCGUUCACCAAGACGUCGCAGAAGUUUGGGCAGUGGGCCGACAGCCGGGCGAACACCGUCUACGGUCUCGGCUUCUCCUCCGAGAGCCAGCUGGCAAAGUUCUCAGAGAAGUUCAACGAGUUCAAGGAGGCGGCGCGGUUAGCGAAGGAGAAGUCUCAGGAGAAGAUGGAGCUCACCAGCACUCCCUCUCAGGAGUCGGCCGCAGGUGAUGUGCAGUCACCUUUGACCCCAGAGAGCAUCAACGGUACAGAUGACGAGCGAGUGACACCAGACACACCUCAGCCCCCCGAACCCCGAGCAGAGCCUUCCCAAAACGCACUGCCCUUCUCACACAGUUCAUCCAACAUCAACAAGCACUGGGAGGCGGAGCUGGCGGCGCUGAAGGGAAACAACGCUAAGCUAACGGCUGCUCUGCUCGAGUCCACAGCCAACGUCAAACAGUGGAAACAACAGCUGGCUGCCUAUCAGGACGAAGCUGAGAGGCUCCACAAACGGGUGACGGAGCUCGAGUGCGUCAGCGGUCAAACGACGGUGAUCAAAUCUCAGAAGACGGAGCUCAACCAAACGAUAGAAGAGUUAGAGUUCGCUCUGAAAGCUAAAGAGGAAGAGUUGGAGCAGCUCAAAGAGGAAGUGGAGAGUGCCAACGAGUUUCAGUCUCAGAAAGAAACGCUCGCACAGAAACUAGAGGACACGGAGUCGAGGAACCAGACGUUGGAGUCUCAGCUGAGCGACCUGGAGCAGCGUCUGGAGAGCAGCCAGCAGGAGAGAGAAGCUUUCCGCAGCAGCAUGCGCUCGCUCCUCCAGCUGCUGGACAGUAAGAUCUUUGAGCUGACCGAGCUCAGAGACACGCUGUCCAAACUCAUCGAGAGCAGCUAGAGGAGACACGAAAAACACGCUGAUGGAGCCCGUUUAUUCACUGCCACGACACAAUCAUCAUCAUCGUCAUCAUCGUCAUCAUUAUCGUCAUCAUCAUCGUCAUCAUCAUCAUCUCACCACCGUCACGCCUCACUGCAUGCCGGCACUCACUUUUAACUUGAAGUCUUCUUCUUUCUUCUCAACAUGUAUACGAUACGUGUAAAAGAGUACGUUUACACACACGUUUUAUGCAUUAACGCUACACACACACACACACACACACACACACACACACACACACACACACACACACACACACACACACACACACACACACACUCACACACACUCUCACACACACAUCGAUCGGUACUCGUUUACAACAAAACCUAAACAAAAACAGCCAAGUGAAGAAGAGGCUUCGCUUGGACCAUCAUGCCUUCCCUCCUCCGCUCCACUCUGGAUUAUUCUUGACUCUCUUCAGAGAUAAACUGAAUUUCUUUUUCUUUUUUUUGGUCUCUUUUUCU
Scomber scombrus (Atlantic mackerel) is the source of this 1632-nucleotide messenger RNA. RefSeq names its product homer protein homolog 1-like. Gene Ontology annotation, cellular component: cytoplasm; postsynaptic density; plasma membrane. Bases 56 to 1126 code for a protein of 356 amino acids. NCBI's taxonomy places the organism in Eukaryota, Metazoa, Chordata, Actinopteri, Scombriformes, Scombridae. Gene Ontology annotation, biological process: regulation of store-operated calcium entry; G protein-coupled glutamate receptor signaling pathway. Gene Ontology annotation, molecular function: G protein-coupled glutamate receptor binding. The transcript has 9 exons. The record is from RefSeq and is a predicted model, not a curated record.